AUGGCUCAUUUGAUAGCAGCAUGCUACCCCAGCAUUAACAUAUCAGGAAAACGAUGCGCAGAGAUUUCAUGUGGAUUUACUACUACUCUUUCUAGACCAGCUAGGAGGACUAAAUUGAAAAUGAUUCAUUUUGAGGAGCAGUUUGAGAGAUCAGAAAUACCAGUUCAUCAAGCUCAUCAGCUGCUGAGGAAGUUGGGUUUCUCAAAUUCAAAUCCAGAUGAGAGGCGCAUUCAAUCUCCUUUGACUGCAUGGGGUGAAAUGAAAUCAUUAGAAUUGGUCACAGACAGGCAGGCAUGA
Molecule: messenger RNA, 297 nt
Organism: Prunus armeniaca (apricot)
Lineage: Eukaryota; Viridiplantae; Streptophyta; Magnoliopsida; Rosales; Rosaceae
Source: the annotation of a GenBank genome assembly